GUUUUCUGUUCCUUACCUUCGUAAAUAAUCUUGGCUUUCACCUCGUGUCAACCGUGAUUAUAUUUAUGUAACCCAUAGCAACUAACGCACACCUUACUUUUCUAGAUAUCAAGCACUAAAUUGUUUGAGUUAAUUUCUCAAUUUACUCUUUUAAAAUGCCAUCCAAAUCUUUAAAUAAGAAAGCGAGCACUCAGAUUACAGGAAAUGUGGAUAUGUUGCGAAGGAGAAUGACAAAAAUCAGGCCAUCAUCGGUGAUACUAACAAAAGGUAUAUCAAAACGGAGAUUAAGUGUUUCCAAACAAGCUGGAUCAACAAAGGAUGGUGAUGAUUUAACUGAAACUGGGGAUGCUGAUACAGAAGACUGGAUGCAUAGUAAAACAUUAGUGAAGCCGGAUGACCAACUCUAUUUGACUGAAGCUGAAUUGAAAGAAGAAUUUACUCGCAUUUUGACAGCCAAUAACCCACAUGCACCACAAAAUAUUGUAAGAUUCAACUUCAAAGAAAGACAGUAUAAACCAAUCUCAACUGUUGAUCAACUGGCUGUCCAUUUCACUCUUGAUGGUAACAUCAUCCAUAAAGAUUCCGAUGAGGCAAGGCGACAAUUUAUGCGAAUGAAUGUUCCAGAUGCUGUGGUUUCUGAAACUGCUGUUAAUGAAGAAGAUAAAUCUACACCAGAAGGAAAUGAAAGCGUUGAAGGAGAUUCUGCAAAAGAGAAUUUUGAGGUAAUAACACCAGAAGAACCUGUAGCAUCACCAGCAAAAGGAAAAUUGACAAACCAGUUUAAUUUCAGUGAAAGAGCUUCUCAAACCUAUAACAAUCCUAUACGGGAUGCUGGAACUAUGACAGAACCACCACCAAAAGUCAGAUUUUCAUCUAAUGUUAGCCAGUGGGAAAUAUUUGAUGCUUAUAUUGAAGAUUUUGAAAAACAGCAAGAGAAAAAGGAAAAAGAGAAGAAAGGUUAUGCUGGAAAGAAAGAAGAACAAGUUAAGAAAAAACUAACUAAUAUUGAAUCAACAACUGAUGACAUUUCCUCUGUAAAUAAAGCAGCCAUGAUAAUAGAGAGAAUGGUAAAUCAGAACACUUAUGAUGAUAUUGCUCAAGAUUUCAAAUAUUGGGAAGAUGGUUCAGAUGAAUUCCGUGAUCUUGAAGGAACUCUUUUACCAUUAUGGAAAUUUUCUUUUGAUAAAGCCAAGCACUUGACAGUAACUUCUCUUUGUUGGAAUCCCAAAUACAAAGACUUGUUUGCUGUGUCUUUUGGAUCAUAUGACUUUGGCAAUCAAUAUAAUGGAAUGAUAUUGCUUUACACAUUGAAGAAUCCAUCUUAUCCCAAAUACUAUACUUCAACUGAUUGUGGUGUAAUGUGUCUUGAUAUCCACCCUGUCUACUGUUACAUGCUUUGUGCUGGAUUAUAUGAUGGCAGUGUGGCAGUCUAUAAUUUUUGCAACAGAGAGCCAUUACUCCAGCGGUGUACUGCAAAGAAUGGGAAGCAUCUCGGUCCAGUGUGGGAGGUAAGAUGGCAGAAAGACAAUUUGGAAGGUAAUGCACUGUUUUACUCCAUUUCUUCUGAUGGCAGAAUAGUUGAAUGGAUUAUUGUCAAAAAUGAAUUGCUUCCUCAAGAAAUAAUCAAAAUGCCAUUACCUGAUGGACCAGCUGAAGGUCCAGAUGGAACUAAACUUAUCUUAUAUGGUUGUGGUACAACAUUUGACUUCCAUAGUGAAAUCAACUACCUCUACAUAGCAGGUACUGAAGAAGGCCAUGUCCAUUCUUGCUCUAAGGCUUAUUCCACUGAAGUGAUGAGCACAAUUAAAGCUCACCAUAUGUCUGUAUAUAAAAUUGCUUGGAAUAAGUAUCAUCCAAAGAUAUUCAUCACCUGCAGUGCAGAUUGGACUGUGAAAAUCUGGGAACAUGGUUUGCAAACCAAAAAUGCUCUGUUUACCUUUGACUUGAGCAGCUCUGUUGGUGAUGUUGCAUGGGCUCCUUAUUCUUCGACUGUUUUUGCUGCAGUUACUGAUACUGGCAAAGUUUUUGUUUAUGACUUGAGUUUGAACAAAUAUGACCAUUUGUGUAGUCAAGUCAUAGUACAGAAAAAAAGGACUAAACUAACUCAUAUUGCUUUCAAUAAUGAGGACCCUGUAAUCAUUGUCGGUGAUGACAGGGGUGAUGUGACCUGUCUAAAGCUAUCCCCAAACCUAAGAAAGCAACCAAAACAACCAGACAAGGAGGAUAAAGAACAAGGGGGCAGCAAACCUGCUCCUUACACUAAAAUGCAGAAGAAUGCAGAAAAAAAAGGUCAGCCAGCAUUAGAUAAAAAUACAAGAAGACAGCAAGAGAUAGCCAAACUGGAGAAAGUUUUGAAUUCUGUCAGAGAAUCCACCUAAUUCCUUAAUAAUAAAUAUAGUGAGUGAAUGCUGAUGAAGAGAGGCAGUAUUUCUGCAAACUGAGUUCAGUUCAUACUCUGGUUAGAGCAAUUUCCAUUCUAUGUUGUCAGUGUCAUUGAAGAACACAUGACCAUUGCAUAAUCACAUUUGUUUCUUUUCCUUAAAAUAUAUGAAGUCUUAUGUUUAUUCAGUAUUGUUUACUUGAGCAUCAGAUAAACAAUGUUGUAAAAUUUAUUCUGGUUUUUACAUUCUGAAAUCAACUCUCAUCAAGGCCAACUUUGUUUUCCAACCUUCUAGAGUUAAUAAAAUAUAGUACUUGUCAAGAAUUGGGGUCAAUGAUAUCAAUUUACACCUUCCUAUUGAAUUUCAGGCUUUGAAACAAUUAUGUUGCAAAUAAAACUUAUCAAUGUCAGGCAUAUCCUAUUGACUACACAACUAUAAUAAACUCAUAAUAUAAUAAUACACAUAUGAAGGUGGCAAGCUGGCAGAAUCAUAAGCAACCCAGCCAAAAUGCUUCAAGGCAUUUCAUCUGUCUUUAUGUUCUGAGUUCAAAUUCUGCCAAAGUUGACUUUGUCUUUCAUCUGUUUUGGGUUGAUGAAAUGAGUACCCGUUGAGCACUAGGUCAGUGUAAUCAACUAAGUCACUUCCCCCAAAAUUUCAGGCCUAUUGUAGAAAGAAACAUUAUUAUUAGAAUAGUGGUUGGUAGAAUUGCUAAUACAUUGAACUGAAUGCCUUGCAGCAUUCACUCCAUUUCUUUAUGUUCUGAGUUCAAAUCCUACCGUGGUCAACUUUGUCUUUCAUUCUUUUGGUUUUGAUAAAAUAUAAUACUAGUCAAGUACUGGAAUUGAUGUAACAAACUAAUUCUUCCCUCAAAAUUCCUUGCUUUGUGCCUAAAUAAGGAAACCAACCAUUAUUAUUAUUAUUAUUAUUAUUAUUAUUAUUAUUAUUAUUAUUAUUAUUAUUAUUAUUCUGCUAAUUUGUGUCUGGUUGUUUUGUCGGUGUGUUACACUUACGCCAAAGCAGGCAAUAACUCGAAUGAAGAAAUAUACAGAGAAGGGGAAGAAGAGAAAACAAAGAGAGGGAAAGAGAGAAAGAAAGAGGGAGGAGGUCUAUAUUAUUCUGCAUUUGCCAGGUUCAAAUCAUAGGCACAGUUGAAAUGUUUAACUUAAUGUAACAAUGCUAUGAAGAUCUAAAAAUUAUGCAUUAAGAGAUCUGUUAAUAGAUAGUUAUAUUAAACUGAAAUAAAUAAAUAGUAAGCAAAUAGCUGUGGAUGUUACACUAUUAUCUUUUGUGUGUUCCAGACCAAAGGCUGUGGCCAUCCUGGGGUACUAUCAUUAUUCUUUUUGUUAUUAGGUUUAGACACUUAUCUGUAUUGGGAGAGUAGACAGAUACAUACAUUGCAAAAAGAAAAGUAAAUAUGAUAAUUAGCUAGCAAGUCUAUUGAUAUAUCAAUAUAUAUGCAGACAGAGAGAUAUAUUAAUAGAUAUAUGGAUAGGUAGCUAAACUGAAAUGAAAUGAAAAUAAUCUCAAUUGGUAAAUAACUUGAACUGAGCCUUGGUUGUAGUUGGACAGUGAAAAGUAUAGUUUUUUUAAUAAAUAUAAGUUUUACCAUUUUAAUUCAUUUUUUAUUUCCUUAACCCUUUAGCAUUUCAUCCGGCCAGAAUAUUCCUUCUGUUCUAUGUUAAAAUUGACCAUAUACAGCCUUUUGCACCUACCCAACAAUGUUAUCCUGAAAACAUAUAAACCUACAUUAUUUACAUUCAAUGAAUAUUUGUCCUCAUCUUGUUUGUUAUUAACACAACAUUUUGGCUGAUAUCCCCUCCAGCCUUCUUCAGGUGUCUUGGGGAAAUUUUGAACCUGGGUUCUCACUCCUAAGGUAUUUUUCGAUGUUAUUAUUAUUAUUAUUAUUGUUAUUGUUCAGGUCACUGCUUGGAAUCGAACUCGGAAUCUUGGGGUUAGUAGCCCGUGCUCUUAACCACUACACCAUAUGCCCAUGGGCAUAUGGCAUAGUGGUUAAGGGUGCGGGCUACUAACCCCAAGAUUCCGAGUUCGAUUCCAAGCAGUGACCUGAACAAUAACAACAACAACAAUAAUAAUAAUGAUAA
Molecule: messenger RNA, 4483 nt
Organism: Octopus bimaculoides (California two-spot octopus)
Lineage: Eukaryota; Metazoa; Mollusca; Cephalopoda; Octopoda; Octopodidae
Product: dynein intermediate chain 2, ciliary
Biological process (GO): outer dynein arm assembly; cilium movement
Cellular component (GO): outer dynein arm
Molecular function (GO): dynein heavy chain binding; dynein light chain binding
Source: RefSeq, a predicted model, not a curated record